AUACCUACAAACGCAAGGGCUCUCCUCCGAACCAUCCUUAAGAGACAUCCCAGCACUCGCCUUCUGGAAACUCGGCGCUUCCUCACCUCACUUCAUCCGCAGCCUUCCGACGUUCGUUCUCAUCUUCUCUUGGAUGGCACAGCACUUCCGGCCUCAGCGAUGACGGCACCAAACCAGCCGCGUCGCGGGCUGUCCCGCUGGCACUUCGACAUUGACAAGUACGUCAAUCCUUUCUUCCCGCCCUCGGUCCUGCCCCGGCUGCCCUCGCCCGUCGCCCACUUCCUCGGGUACCGAACCCACGCGCCAGCCCACCCGCUGGGCAACCUGGCCAUGAUCUUCUGGGCCAUCAUCGGCGUGUUCUGCAGCCUCGCGAUCAUCGGCGCCGUCGCCCAGCAGGUGCCUUCGUUCGAGAGCCGGCUGGUGCCCAUCAUCAUCGGCAGCUUCGGCGCCGCCGCAGUGCUGGACUUCUACGCCAUCGAGUCGCCCCUGGCGCAGCCGCGCAACGCCAUCCUCGGCCAGAUGGUCUCGGCGCUGAUCGGCAUCUCCAUCUGCAAGCUGUUCGCGCUGUCGCCGCACUUCGCGGCCGUCCGCUGGCUGGGCGCGUCGCUGGCCUGCGCCUGCGCGACCGCCAUGAUGGCGCUGACCGGCACCGUGCACCCCCCCGCCGGUGCCACCGCCCUCAUGGCCGUGCUCGACCCCGACGUCGCCGCCCUCGGCUGGUUCCUGUUCCUGCCUCUCCUGCUCGGUUGCAUCCUGAUGCUGGCCGUCGCCCUGCUCAUCAACAACAUCCAGCGCCGCUUCCCCUACUACUGGUGGAGCCCGGGCGAGACGGGACAGUUCUGGCGCCGCAAAGGGCCCGACACGGAGCCGGAGGCGGAGCGCGCCGAGGAGCGUGCGGGGCAGCGCCGCACGAGCUAUGAGCGCAAGGUCGACGAGGAGUCGGGCAGCAGCUCGGGCGAUCUCGAGUCGAGCGGCGAGCUGGCGAAGAUGGUGUCGGUCAUGAGCGGGAGGGAGGGCCAGAUCGUCAUCCGGCGCGGCCGCGUGAUCAUCCCGGAGGGUCUGAGCCUGAGACCGGAGGAGAUCCUGUCGCUAGAGACGCUAAGCGAGCGGCUCUGACCUUAUCAUAGAGCGCAAACAGUAGAGAUAGAGCUAAUGAUGAUACGAAGUUAUGAUUUACCACG
This is a messenger RNA of Thermothielavioides terrestris NRRL 8126, 1181 nucleotides long. RefSeq lists its product as uncharacterized. The transcript has 2 exons. NCBI's taxonomy places the organism in Eukaryota, Fungi, Ascomycota, Sordariomycetes, Sordariales, Chaetomiaceae. Bases 160 to 1116 code for a protein of 318 amino acids. The record is from RefSeq and is a predicted model, not a curated record.